Molecule: messenger RNA, 977 nt
Organism: Zea mays
Lineage: Eukaryota; Viridiplantae; Streptophyta; Magnoliopsida; Poales; Poaceae
Product: endoribonuclease Dicer-like
Exons: 2
Coding region: 284-775 (163 amino acids)
Biological process (GO): siRNA processing
Cellular component (GO): nucleus; cytoplasm
Molecular function (GO): ribonuclease III activity; RNA binding
Source: RefSeq, a predicted model, not a curated record
ACGAGCACCUGGGGACUUCGGGUAAGUAGAAAACUGAAAACCGACAUCAAAUUUAUGCUUGAGACACCGCCGACACCGCGCGAUACCCAUACGCACCUACCAUCUCGCCCGCCGUUCUCGUCCUUGUCGAUCUCGAGUCUAGCGACAUCGACCAGAACCCGGGCUUCGCUCCAUCUCCUCUCCCCCAUCUCUCCUGUACGCACUCUCUCUCUCUCCUCCCCAAGCUGCUGACUGGCUCGCGAAGUCGCCAAGGGAUCAAUCGAGAUCUAAUCUCGUUUCUGAGAUGAGUGCAUCUACCGCCAUGGGAGCGCUCGAGCAGGCCCACCUCGCGGUCGUCGCUUCCGCAUGCGAUGAUGAUGAGCAAAACGACUACAUCGACAUGCUCUCAGGGGACACCGCGGUGACGGGGCUACACCGUGGAGCCAACGGUGCGCGCUGGUGUUGGGGCUUGAUGAGGACGACCGCCAUGAGGGCCUGUGCUGGACACCCAAGCAUGUCUCCAAGGCCUUCCGCGAUGGCACCCGAGAUUCUGGAAGCACUUACAGCAAAGAAUUGCCGAGAGGACUUUUCGCAGGAAUCAUUAGAGACACUUGGGGAUUCUUUUUUCAACUAUAUUACAGCCCAACACUUUUUUGGCAAAUACAAAAAUCAGCAUGAAGGCGCGCUGACCAAGAUGAAGAAAAACGUGAUCUCGAAUGCAGCUUUAUGCCAGCUUGCUUGCAGUAACAGUCUUGCGGUAGUCUUACCUAACCUGGCUUCUUUUUUGAAAUCUUAAGUUUUGUUUACGUGAGUUGUCCCUAGAAUCGUAGAUUUGCAAACAUAAUCUACCGAAUACAGCAGUUUGGAUCAGCAUAGUAUCUGAAUUUGCUCCUGAUUGUAUUCUAUGCAAUGUCGUGUAAUAUACUUGCCUGAUUUAUUGUGUUUCCCUUAUAAUUGCCGUGUAAUAUACUUUCCCGAUCUAUUGAUAUAAUGUUGUG